AUGAUUGCCAAAAACCCAGUUCCACGGCGUGUCGCCAUCAUACGCAACUACAAACUCAACGGGCCAUGGGGUCAGGAGAUGCUCGAUUCGUUUACCGAUUUGAUUCAUGCCGCUGACAGGGAUGCUCUCGUGGAACAUUUCCAACCCAUCGACGGCGGCGAAUUGCCAGAUUCCUCCAAGUUCGACUUGGUGAUCUUGACCGGUGGCACGUACGACCUCACACAGCCAAACAUUGAGGUUUGGGUGGCACAACUACUGGACUGGGUGAGAGACGUGGUCGCGAAUCACCCCGACACAAAACUUCUCGGUAUAUGUUGGGGCCACCAGGCCAUAUCGCACGCACUCGGAGGCAAGAUAGCCUACAGACAAGGGGGAACAUUGGUGGACGUGGUAGACAUUCCUCUUACUGAGACUGGUCGCAAGUUCUUUACGGAUCUCAAUUCAUUGCGACUUCACAAAUUCCACAAACGUAUUGUCGCCGAACCACCUCCGGGUUUCAAACAUCUAGCAGAGAAUCACGAGAUAUUUAUAUCAGAGUCUGAUCAGGUCAUGACGUUCCAAGGUCACCCUGAGAUGACGGCGAAAAUUGCCCAAGGUAUCAUCAGUGGACGAGAUGCGUCGUACUUCCCAGACCCGACUCCAGAAGGAAUUGCACAACUCAAUCACAAUCUAGAAAAGGACGAGGACGGAAAGAAGGCAUUUUCGAGAGUCAUGUCGUGGGCUUUUGACGUGACAAGCUGA
Molecule: messenger RNA, 741 nt
Organism: Exophiala oligosperma
Lineage: Eukaryota; Fungi; Ascomycota; Eurotiomycetes; Chaetothyriales; Herpotrichiellaceae
Exons: 3
Coding region: 1-741 (246 amino acids)
Cellular component (GO): nucleus; cytosol
Source: RefSeq, a predicted model, not a curated record